GAGGGAUUUUUUUCUGACUGAGGAACAAAAGACAAACUUCUUCAAACAAUGUCUUCUAGCAAGCAAAAUAAAAAGGCACCUCAUUCUGUUAUGCUUCGUUCUUGAAUGGAUCAAAUUUAUGGGCUGCUGGUAAACACAGGCUCCAGCCACUCCAAACAAAGUGUCGCUCAGCCCAUAUCAGGGACGCCACAGAUCAUCCUGAUGGGUUGUGAUAACUUAACCAGCGGAAAUGGGACUUUGCCGAGCAGGCACCCUUAUGCCGUGCAGACAUCUGUGCCUCUAACAAUACUGGUGGGUAUUCUUAUCCUACUGACUGUGUUCGGCAACGUCCUGGUGGUGAUUGCAGUGACAACUUGUCGAGCCCUCAGAGCACCACAGAACUUGUUUUUAGUCUCACUGGCAUGUGCAGACAUCCUGGUAGCCACUUUGGUAAUGCCAUUCUCUUUGGCUAAUGAACUGAUGGGCUACUGGUACUUUGGUAAAGUGUGGUGUGAGAUCUACCUGGCCUUGGAUGUACUUUUCUGCACCUCAUCCAUCGUGCACCUGUGUGCCAUAAGCCUCGACAGAUAUUGGUCCAUCACUCAGGCCAUUGAGUACAACCUGAGAAGAACACCACGCAGGAUUAAAUGCAUCGUGCUCAUAGUUUGGGUGCUGGCAGCCAUCAUUUCAUUCCCGCCACUUAUCACAAUGGAAAAGGAAGGAGAUAAGCAGGACGGUCCCAAAUGUGAAAUUAAUGGAGAGAAAUGGUACAUCAUAUUCUCCAGCACUGCCUCUUUCUUUGCCCCCUGCGUCAUCAUGAUUCUGGUGUAUGUUAGGAUCUAUCAGGUUGCCAAGAAGAGAACCAGAGCCCUGCCAGGUGACAGGCGAAUGGAAAAAGGCACGCCAGGUGACAAGCAGCAUGGAUUGGACCCCCCGGAGAGGCAAGAUGGAGACGGAAAGGAGGGUGGAGCGGGGGAGGGUGAAGACGUCAACGGGGUAGACGUGGAGGAAGAGUGCUCCUCGUCUGAUGGGAAUGAAACCACCCUGUGUUCAGUAAAGAAGAAGAGGGGUAUAAAAAAGACCAAAGUGACUCAGGUGAAGCCUGGAGAAAGUUCCCCAAAGGGAGACGCGCAGGCCUCUGUGAAAAUGAGCAGGUGGAAAGGCAGGCAGAACAGAGAGAAGCGCUUCACGUUUGUUCUGGCUGUGGUCAUGGGAGUGUUUGUUCUCUGCUGGUUCCCCUUUUUCUUCACAUACACACUCACUGCUUUAUGUGAGUCCUGCUGUGUCCCAAAGACAUUGUUCAAAAUGUUUUUCUGGUUUGGUUACUGCAACAGCUCACUAAAUCCAGUGAUAUACACUAUAUUCAAUAACGACUUCAGGAGGUCUUUCAAAAAGAUCCUCUGCAAAUUUGACAGAGGAGGUUUAUAA
Myripristis murdjan (pinecone soldierfish) is the source of this 1407-nucleotide messenger RNA. Its product is annotated as alpha-2A adrenergic receptor-like. The coding region runs from base 106 to 1407 and encodes 433 amino acids. The record is from RefSeq and is a predicted model, not a curated record. Gene Ontology annotation, cellular component: plasma membrane. NCBI's taxonomy places the organism in Eukaryota, Metazoa, Chordata, Actinopteri, Holocentriformes, Holocentridae. Gene Ontology annotation, molecular function: alpha2-adrenergic receptor activity; epinephrine binding. The transcript has a single exon. Gene Ontology annotation, biological process: G protein-coupled receptor signaling pathway.